AUGGUGGCCGGAGAGUCAAGCCCACCAUCAAACACACUGGCAACCAAAGGUGUUGAAUGCCCUGGCUACGGACCAAGAUUCCGUUGGACGAAUGCCAUUGCUGUCCGUGGUCGUUUCAAAGGCCGUGGCGCGCCUGAUGUACAGAAUACUCAGUCUCUGAACCUGGAUGCUCGACCUCUACAGAGAGUCAAUGAUGAAGCAAUCUGUACCCCAAACUAUCAGUUCGGUCUUGCCUUGGCUCAGCAGCUGCCACCCUCCACAGCACAACGUCUACUUGAAUACUACGCCGCCAACAUUGCACCACUGAUGGUCUGGCUUGAUUCGGACAAGAAUGAGUAUAAGCGUUUGGUCAUUCCUCUGGCAGAGAAGGAUGUGAUCCUCCGUCUGGCACUUCUUACCAUCUCCGCAGAACACAUGCAAGAUGAAGACUCCCUGCCACCUGGAUUCUCCCAUUCCACGGGCGAAGCUGCGAUUCUCAUGAUCACCGAACGAGUGCGUCAGAUGACAGAACGCAAUGUGGACGAUCCACAAAUUGACGUCAACGGAGGAGUCACUGCGAACGUUCUGGCCGCGAUGCUCAUCCUCUCAAACCAUUCGCUGGUGAAGUCUGAAUUGUCUCAUGCACAAUCUCACCGGCAAGCCGCCCGGAUUCUGAUGAAUUCACUGGCACUGAAACGACCUCCUGAUGAUGACCUCACCAUCUUUCUGAAAAACCAGUUGGCCAUUUACGAUGUUCUGUGCUGCACAACAUUGUUCAACUACGAGCACGUUCAGCACGCUAUUUUGCCACAUCUAUCACAACCGGACGUCCCUUUUGGUGAUUUCCUCAAGAUCUUACACCAAAUCACCGUAACGUCUUUCCAUAGUGCCAAGCAUGCGCGACAGGUGGAAAAUCUUGAAGCGGAAUUCAAGCUUGCAAGCGGCUCGACUUUAUUGGCUGCAGGGACGCUCACACAGACGCUGACCGCAUUGCACAGAAGGGACUUUAUUCGACUCGUCCAAGCGUACCACCAUGCUGGAAUCCUCUACGCGUUGACUCGUCUGAGUACAUCCUCCGAGAACGACGGGGAACGACAGAUGGUACUUCACACGGAUGAGCUUUUCAAAGUGCUAGACCAGUUUGAGGACAUGAACGAGGCUUUGCAUAACUUAGCAUGGCCUCUGUUUAUCGCUGGAACCUCUUGCCGAGGGGACGAAAACCGCAUGGGGUUCAUUAGUGGGAUUUGCCAGAGGUUAUCGGCGAACACGCGAUUUGAACACUAUACCAACAUCUCAAUCUUUCUCCAGGAGCUCUGGCAAAGUUCGAAUUCUGACUGGACACUCCUUGCUCGUCAAUGGGAACAGAAAGGCACUCCGAUCAUCGCCGUCUGA
Fonsecaea nubica is the source of this 1371-nucleotide messenger RNA. RefSeq lists its product as hypothetical. Gene Ontology annotation, biological process: positive regulation of transcription by RNA polymerase II. Gene Ontology annotation, molecular function: transcription cis-regulatory region binding; DNA-binding transcription factor activity. Bases 1 to 1371 code for a protein of 456 amino acids. The record is from RefSeq and is a predicted model, not a curated record. NCBI's taxonomy places the organism in Eukaryota, Fungi, Ascomycota, Eurotiomycetes, Chaetothyriales, Herpotrichiellaceae. Gene Ontology annotation, cellular component: nucleus. The transcript has 2 exons.